AAUAUUUAACCCACUCAAAUCUCAAAAAUGAAGCUUUAUAAUACCUUAUCGCUCUGCAAGCAUAAAACUCUAAACUUGUUCCAUUCGUUAGAGGACCCUAAGUUACUUCAAGAGUCUUUGUCUGCCUGCCAAUCGGCUGCGUCUUUGGGCUGUAACGUGCUUAAGUCUUCCGAAGGAUUUAUAACCCCAACAAUAUUGCCAAAGGAAGGAGAUGAAGAGCAAAAGCUCUCUCCUUCUAGAGAUACCGAACCAUCUACUUUUGUAGGUGGCCAACUCAGAGCUAGUGCCAAGAAUUCAGGCACUAAGCAAGAUGAUGAGCAUUGAUAUCUACUUAACCGGAGGCUAGGACUCUCAGCUUAUAACUUAAAACACAAGCCAGCAUAUAAGGAUGUAUCAAUGACAAUUGUGGUACCACACAAGAACUUCCAAGUGAAGAAUAAUAAGAUCUCCGUUACUAAAAUGCCUAACCAAAAGUUGCUUAAAAAUAAGAUUAGAAAAGAAAGGAAGGAAUUGAUCAGCCUCCAGUCUAAAGCCAGAGGCCAGCAUAUGUACCUCCAAAACAUGAAGAAGAUGGUCAAGAUGGUGUCAACUAUUAUUUAUUAUCAUAUUAUCCACUCUCAUGGCCAGAGCGAUAAGCCUAGCAAGCUGGCCAACCUUUUCAACCAGAAGAAGAUCUUUGAGGACCUUGGAACUGAAAGUUUCAUUGUGGUUGAUUCGUUUGGAUCAACUUCAAGCUCGAUAGUUGUGCACAGAGACAGAGUCAUCCCAAAAGUAAAGAUCGAUACAGAUUUUAACAAGUACAAGAUUUACGAAUUCCUUGAAGUAGUGAUCGGGUCCCUCAACCUUCACCUAGAAUGUGUCCUCCUCUCCUUAGUCUACCUAGAAACCCUCAUGACUAAGAAGGGAUGAGAAAUACGAAUGAGUAAUUGGCGACCCUUGCUGCUAACCUGUCUCAUCUUGGCAUGCAAGUACUGGGAAGAAGGAGGUUAUUGGAACUCCGAUUUCUCAGAAAUCACCAGUUUUCCCAUAGAUGUGAUCAAUGACCUCGAGUCUAAGGCAUUAGAACUUCUUGAGUACAAACUAUUCAUCUCCUCGCAUCUCUACAGCCAGUAUUACAUGGAAGUCAGGGCUCUUUACAAAAAGGUCAGGAAGGAAGAACAGAAGAAUAAGAUGAAAAAUCAGUAUAAGAAGUAUGGUGUCAAGACUAGGAAGGCAACCAGGGACCUUAUUAAUUAAUAUAACCAUGUUCUCUCAAUCAC
Messenger RNA from Moneuplotes crassus, 1259 nucleotides. Lineage: Eukaryota; Ciliophora; Spirotrichea; Euplotida; Euplotidae. The record is from the annotation of a GenBank genome assembly.